AAUUGCGUCACCUUUUUCUUCUUUUUCCAAAUAAUAUUCCCACUUGAACUUGGUGAUUGAUUCAGUGAGGUAAUGCACAAAAACAGAACAACCAUAACCAGAAGCUUCUCUUUGCUCUCUCAUGUACUUACUUUGCUAUUACUGCUAUCUAAACACUUCCUCAACCAUAUCCAGUGUUACAAAAAAACCUUCUUUAGUUCUUAGAUUCACAUUUACAUUACGAAAUUUGCAUUUUUAGAUACCCAUUUGGCAAAAGAAUCCAACUUUGGUGUUUAACAAUGGGGGUUAUCAAACCCAAAUCAUCACCACCAAACCUUGUUUCCUUCAUUGUUUUGCUCUUUCUCACUGUGUCAAGUGUGUUCCUUAACCCAACAAGUUCUGUUUUUGCAACAGCACAACAACAACAACAAGAACAACCUAUUAAGACCAUUGUUGUUUUGGUUAUGGAAAACCGUUCGUUUGAUCACAUGUUGGGUUGGAUGAAGAAGGAAAUCAACCCUUUGAUUGAUGGUGUCACAGGUGAUGAAUGCAACCCGGUUAAUUCCACGAACCCAAGGAAUGGUACAAUCUGCUUCACUGAUGAUGCUGAGUUUGUGGAUCCGGAUCCAGGACAUUCAUUUGAGGAUGUUAUGGAACAGGUAUUUGGUUCAGGAGGUUCAAUUCCUUCAAUGUCUGGUUUUGUGGAACAAGCAUUGUCUCUGUCUCAGAAUCUCUCUGAGACUGUGAUGAAAGGGUUCAGACCUGAGUCUGUUCCUAUUUAUGCCACUUUGGUUAGGGAAUUUGCCGUUUUUGAUAGGUGGUUUUCUUCAAUUCCUGGCCCAACUCAACCCAAUAGGCUUUUUGUGUAUUCUGCUACUUCUCAUGGCUCAACAAGCCAUAUCAAGAAGCAAUUAGCAAAAGGGUAUCCACAAAAAACCAUCUUUGAUUCAUUGCAUGAGAAUGAUUUGGACUUUGGGAUUUAUUUCCAAAACAUCCCCACAACUUUGUUCUAUAGGAAUUUGAGGAAAUUGAAGUACAUUUGGAAAUUCCAUCAGUAUGAUUUCAAGUUCAAGAAAGAUGCUAGAGAUGGAAAGCUUCCACCAUUGACUGUGAUUGAGCCUAGGUACUUUGAUUUGACCGGUAUUCCGGCGAAUGAUGAUCAUCCAUCUCAUGAUGUUGCUAAUGGACAAAUGCUUGUUAAGGAGGUUUAUGAGACACUAAGAGCAAGCCCUCAAUGGAAUGAGUCUCUUCUCAUCAUUACAUAUGAUGAACAUGGUGGAUUCUAUGAUCAUGUCAAGACUCCUUUUGAAAACAUCCCUAGUCCGGAUGGAAACACCGGUCCAGCUCCUUAUUUCUUCAAAUUUGAUAGAUUAGGCGUUCGUGUGCCCACGAUCAUGGUGUCUCCUUGGAUCAAGAAAGGGACUGUUGUAAGUAGGGCCAAAGGACCUACCGAAAACUCCGAGUUUGAGCACUCUUCCAUCCCUGCCACCAUAAAGAAGAUGUUCAACCUUUCAUCUAACUUCUUGACUCAUAGAGAUGCAUGGGCUGGGACAUUUGAGCAUAUUGUUGGGGAGUUAAGUUCCCCAAGAACAGAUUGCCCAGUGACUCUACCGGAUGUAACACCUCUAAGGAAGACCGAAGCGAAAGAAGACGGCAAGCUAUCCGAGUUUCAGAGCGAGGUGGUUCAAUUGGCAGCUGUUCUCAAUGGUGACCACUUCUUGAGCAGUUUCCCCGACGAAAUGAGCAAGAAGAUGAGUGUGAAGGAAGCUCAUGGAUAUGUAAAGGGAGCUGUUUCAAGGUUCAUAAGAGCUAGCAAAGAAGCCAUCAAGCUAGGGGCUGAUGAAUCUGCUAUUGUUGAUAUGAGAUCCUCCCUCACUACUAGAACUUCAAUUCACAAUUGAUAGGAGUAAUUAAAGAAAAAAAAAAGGACAAGUGUGGUUAUCUUUUAUCUAAUUAUUAAUUAUUAUAGGUUGUGAGAUUGUUCUGGUGUUGAGAUACUGUUAGGUUAUUGAAACUGAAGUUUCAAUAGUAGGGAAGGGUGUGUGCCAAUGUGGUCUGUUAUCUUGUGUGUGAAGAAAGGUUCAUUUUGUUUUUAUUUCUUCAAACAUUUACUCGAAGAGUAAUGGUUUGGUUAGUGCUUAAAGUUAGCAGUAGAAAAAUUUUAGUCUUCUUGUACAAAGUACAAAUCAUAUUAUAAAUGAAGCACCACGAUUUUAUUUUC
This is a messenger RNA of Arachis stenosperma, 2200 nucleotides long. Its product is annotated as non-specific phospholipase C6. The transcript is spliced from 3 exons. The coding region runs from base 279 to 1880 and encodes 533 amino acids. Gene Ontology annotation, biological process: phospholipid catabolic process. NCBI's taxonomy places the organism in Eukaryota, Viridiplantae, Streptophyta, Magnoliopsida, Fabales, Fabaceae. Gene Ontology annotation, molecular function: hydrolase activity, acting on ester bonds. The record is from RefSeq and is a predicted model, not a curated record.